AUGGCAAGAACAGCAAGAAGACAACUCGAAGGUUGGAGAUUACCGGGGCUUUUAUUUUCCAAAGGCCCUUUUUGAGGGGCUUAUUUUUGGAGGGGCUUAUAAACGGAGGGAAGUUUGCGUUUCAAAAUCGGCUGGGCUUAUACUUGGAAGGAAAUUUGCGUCUCAAAAUCGAUUGGGCUAGCUUAUAGUUGAAAGGAAAUUUACGUCAGUAAUUUGCAGAAAGUUUUUACUGAAACUCGCCUUGAGGACGUAGACCUUUCUAAAACGUGGCCCUACAAAUACUUUGUCCAUAUGGACCGAGGAAAUCAAGGCCAAAAGUGAAGAGGAACCACGCAAACAGCAAUUAACUUUGACACUUUCUGACUACAAACACUUGGCAGACAUGAAAUAGUUCUUUGGCAAAUACAAAAAUUUAUAUGUUACUGUACCGUUUUUGCUUAUUUUGUAUUUGAGGGCACUUUCCAAGUACAAGCCCCCAGGGGCUUAUAUUCGGAGGGGCGAUUUAACGGAGGGUUUUUUGCGUUACGAGUUUGAGGGGCUUAUAUCUGGAGGGGCUUAUUUUCGGAACUUUACGGUAUUUGCGGAGCUGAACAACCCUAAACGUGCACUAUCGAUGACGAACUUAACAUCGAUGAAGGUAAGCAUGUUUUAGCUAUGUUUUUAAACUAGGAAUUAUUUUGAAUGAAUAAUAAAACAAUUAUUGAAUUCGGCUUUCGUAUAAUAUGAAGAAUUAUGGAGAUCGAGGAGGGUGUUAUCGAUAACACCACGAUAACACCUACCUCGAUCUCCAUAAUUCUUCAUAAGAUACUCAGCCUCAUUCAUAAUUGUUAAAUAAUUUGCAAAAAGUUCAACUUGUUGCUAAACAAAACCAUAGUCCCCUGAGAUCGGUAUUUUUCCAUCCGCUUUCCGCCGUCUGCAAGUAUCUGAUCCUCGUUUUAAGGAAUCCCCGGUUUCAACCUUACGGUUUGCAAUGAUACCUUUUUUUGUAAUUUAUGUCAUGUUCAUUCCCACGUUCUUUUUCGAACCUAAUAGCUUCUGCGCAACGUACUAGUUUUUACAUUCAGCGAAAUUCACUACUUUCAGACAUAAUUGUUUACCCUGGGUACCAGACCUUUUUCUCGCAUGCAGCGGGAAUUUUCGGUGUUGUUCGCGCGGGUCACUAUAAAGACUUGACAGAAACCGGAAACCGCGCUUGAAAACUCUCUGGCACCCAGGGUAAUAAUUGUUUUGCCCUCUCUAAGUUUUUUGAAGGGAAAUUAAAGACCGGCCUUUGUUCUAUUGGCAAGCAAGACACGGAACUCUUUCUGUUGGCCAGAACCUCUUUAGAACCUCUAAUCUGAUAGGUUCUUGUUGGCCCGAAGCUCUAUUGUUUCAGAGUUUGGGUUCAUUGUUAGUUUUGAUUGGGUUAGGGCUAUCUAUUGUUUUCUAAACCAAUCCUGUGAGCCGUACUUAGAGCUUCCGGCCCACCCAACUCUUUGCGCGAUGUUACACGCGUUGCGGGUAAUCAAAAUUAUAAUGGCAUUCAGUAAACAAGACUGUUCCCAGUCCCCUAUUUUUUCGUAAGAUCGUUUUAAUAUAUCACAUUACCUUAAAAACCCUGUCGUAGUAAAGUCGACAGUAAACAGGCCAAAUAUCAAGUUAUGUGUUGGUGAUUAUGACUUCAAAGUGGAAAAAUCAAGGAAACGAAAAGAAAAGAAAACGGGUUUGGCGGAGGAUGAUGACAGAAAAUCUAACCAGGACAAAUGCAGCGAACGCACAGAGAUCCAAUCCACCUCGAAAGAGCCGAAAGGAGACAAAACAUUAAACAAAAACGGUAAUUAUCGAGGCAGCUUGGCUGGACGGUUAAAACGCCAGCUUGAUUUUUUAAAGUCUUUCAGUGGACAGUCGUGGGCUUUUUUAAAAUAGCCAACAAAUUUGUCUUUUGUCAGCUGGGAUAGGAAAAGGGAAGUUAAACCAAAAAAAAUAUGAUCUGUUCAAAUAAGGAACUAAUUUGACUGAAAUUACAGUUCUAGGCUUGAUUUCGUGUUCAGGUGGGAACAACGUUUUAUUUCCCAAAAAGUUGUCACACCAAUUGAUUUAUUGCUUUUGCACUGAGUAUUUGCGAUAUACUUAAAGAUGCGGGUAUAAAACGUUGACCAACUCCUAUAAAAUUGGAUUUCAGAGGCAGGCAAAUCUUUCAUUUUUUUGGUUUAUUUUACUUAUGUUGGAUUUGUUUAGCGCCACCUUCAAAAUGGAAAAAGGUACUUGAAAAGAUUAUCGACAUGGCCGACGGUCAGUACUAUAUUGUCUUUAUGGAUUUCGUGGCGAACGUAAAGGAGGCACACACUUGUAUGGUCGAAGAACUUAAGCACACUUGCCUAAAGUGUCAUGGCAAAGGAAUGAACGAAGAAGAGAAACUACAGACAAUGUCCAAGUUCAGGUGUGAUUUGUGAAACAACACCCCUACUCAUUUAGCAAGAAAUAACAACAACAAAAACCACUACUACUACUACUACUACUGCCACUGCCACUGCCACUGUCAAUUAGCGAUACUGUUAUAAUUUAAAAAGCGCUCUCAAUUGUCUUGUUUUCUACCAUGGAGAUAUCAUGGUGCGAAAAAAAUAGAAGAGGACCAUCAUUCUUAGCUGAUGGUCAGCAACUUUUUUUACAGGAAUCUCGAGAGUCAGUUUCUCGUAGCGUCCGAAGCGUACCAGGUAGGGACGCACGAUGACCACGUAAAUCUAGUGUGCAGGAUUGGAUGCCCACGAACCCGUAUUGGAUGGAUACACGAGUUUGGUCGAGCAGGACGGAAUGGGGAAAUUGCUAAUGGUAAGCUUUGACGGCUAUUUUGAAACAAUCUUGAGAUUCGAAGAAAAAAGCAAAAAGCCGCUAAAGUAUAAAUAUAGGACGCAGAAAUUACAUGUAUGAGGCCACAAGCUUUUACCCUGUUCAUAAGAACGCCUAUCUUUCACUUGUUGGACUUAAAUAAAUAAAGAGCUUACCGCCAUGGAUCAUGAGAGGAUUCGAUGAGCCAUUAGCUCCAAGCCUUGGCAAAGUUAAUAUGUAAAUAUCAGUACAACAAAUAGCGGAGUUCUGGCGUGCGAAGCACCAUGGGUAAGAAAAUCUACCCAUCCCAGGAAAUUUGCUAAUCAAGUGACCGUACACCGCCCGGCCUCAACAGUCUAUUUGUUCAACUAUUGCCUUUACAUAUAGUUUUUUUUACGUCUGAACAGGUAUAAUCUAUUGUAACGAGUUCAGAGAUGAUCGGCGCCUCAUAACGUGGCUCAGAGGUGUGGAUUCAGUAGAAAAAGAGCAAAUCAUGCGUCAAUAUGCAGAAUCGUGGAGGUAAGCUAGAUUACCUUUAAAAUAGGAGUUUCUAUUGUCGAAGAAGAAUGAAUUAUUAGAUCUUUGGCACAUAUAGAUAUGGGACUUUUAAUUCAAAUAUUAAUAUUAAUUUUUUUAAAAACAAACGAAAGUCUCCUUUGUGGGUAAGCAGGUGUUUCAUUGGAAAUUAAUCAGUUGCGUAUCUAAACACGCCUUUUUUUCUUAUAAAUAAGUAAGUAUUCGGGAAGGGUAGCUAUUAUAACAUUAUUUUUUGGUUUAAAUCAUUUAGAUAUGUUUACUGCACAUUGACGGGUGAAUGCAUGAGGGCCUUUCUUACGGGUUGGUUUGGAGAAGACCCAGACCUGCCACUAGAAUACAAGGAAACUUGCGGUGAGUCAUGUGAUUCAAACGUAGACAAUGAUUACAACGUCAAAGAUGAUUUCCUGUUGCUGUUAGAGGUGGUUGGUCAACUCAGAGAACACAGCAGUGAAACAAAGGUGAGUGAAAAGGGGUCAUCUCAGUUAAUCACCCUUAAAAAAAUAAUAUGGAAUCUUCGCCGUCAGAGUGAGUGUCUGCGUAAGUAAGAAACUCUUAAACAAUUCAUGUGGAUAGGCGGCCGGGGGGUACCCCCGCGAAUUUUGGAUAGGGGUGGGCCGCGAAGGUUCGUGAACCCUAACACUAUUUAAGGACUAAGAUAACGAAAACUGAUACCGUCUUUAAGGCCGAAAGCCGAAAAAUGACACCCUAUUCAAGGAAAAAACAAAAUUAUUAAUAGCAUGAAAAGGAAAACUUUAAAAAAAAUGUUCGUUCAGGCGGGCGUUUUUACACUCCAGCGUUAGAUAAUACAAAUAAGCUACCCUAUCUAAGGACCACACCAGGGACACAGAGACAAAAGGGUCAAAAAAGAUACCCUAUUUAAGGACCGAGAGCCUCAAAAACCAUACACUAUUCCGCGGCACGUACCUAUAUAGCCCAUAUAUGGGAGUACCCCCCCCCCCGGGGAUAGGCAUUCAUAAAUUACAAAAUGGACAAGUAGCUAGCUGUCUUAAUUAAGCGCCCUUGAACCGAUAAUUUUAGGCUUUUAUGAUAUGUUGUCAGUACAAACGAAAGAUAAUCCCCAAUUUCUUAUCAAUUUUCUUCUAUGUCUGAGUAACAAAGGAAACUCCCUGCUUCAUGUCAUAUGCCUCCAUAAAAAAGAAAAACAAAUCAAACUAACAAACUAACAAAAACUGGCAAACCAGCAAACAUUUCUAUACGUUGCUUGCGUUUAUUAUGUUUAAAUCCACUUUUCGAUCUAUUUUAGAUAAUUAACUGGCUGAGAGGAUCGGCAACAGCUUCUAAAGACGGCGGAAUGCGGAUAUUGUCUCACGAGUCUCAAUCAUUCGGAAAAGGGAUCGGGAGGAGCAUUGCUGAAUGGAGCAGAAUCUUGCGUCAAGCCGUUGGAAACGCCACGCCAAGCCAAGUCCCCGAAAGUUGCCGAUCUCUGUUGUCAAAGAUUUACAACAGGCAUUACUGUUGGACCCUUCCAAAAAGGCAAAGGAUCUACAGAAAGGUAUCCCAUCAUAAAUCGUUAUUGCUUUAUCGUACCAUAUACGAAUUAUACCUGUAGGUAUUUGAACCCAAACACCUUUAUAAAGUACUUUAGUUACUGGACCCUUUAGACCACUAGGUGACGAACUGUUUUUGAUUGAACUUACAGGACACGGUAUUUCUUAUGUUCCUGUCGAAAGAAGUAUUGUUGCUGCCAAUAUAGAUAAAGUAAGGAGGGUGAGAAAUGUCGCUUUAAAAGGUUCUGGAAGUGUUGACGGAGAAGUUCACUUGAUGAGGAAAAUCAUCAAUUUUUAAAAAGAAAUCCAACAAGAGGUGGACAAACCGGUACACAAAGCACGUAAGUACAACUAUAAGGUUUAGCAAAUGCUGACAUGAUAAACGGGGUUUUCUUUUUAACCCGGGAUAUGACAGAUAUGACUGGUAAAUACUCUGGCAGACUUACCAGUCAAAUAAUUUCUCCGCUAAUAUAUUUUUAAUAUUUUGAUUUAAUAUAAAUUAAAUUAUAUGAUCGCAUAAAAAUGUGGUAUAUCUCUUAAAGAAAAGCUUUAAAAGUUUAAGAAGUAAAUUAUCAUUACACAAUUUCAAAGAAAAAAUUGAAAAAAUAAAAUAAAAUAAAAUAAACCUAAUUUGAAACCCCUUCGAAAAUAGUCUAUUUUACAGACUAUGAAAAGGCAGAUGAAAAGCCAGACAGUCUCCACAUUUAUAAAACUCUGAACGCAACUUAUUAUUAUCAUUUUUUUUUUGGACUGUCCAAGCCAUCCCAAGAAAAAGGAUGCGUUAAUUUUUUGAGAAACUUCUAAUAAAAGCAAACUUAUCUCUUUAUUUACUUCUUUCUUUAUUCAAAUACCGUAAAAUUCCAAAAAUAAGCCCAGGGGAUUAUAUUUAUCAAAGGCCCUUUUUGAGGGGCUUAUUUUUGGAGGGGCUCAUAUUCGGAUGGGCUUAUCUACGGAGGGAAAUUUGCGUUUCAAAAUCGAUUGGGCUAGCCUUAUAGCAGGAAGUAAAUUUACCGUUUUUGCUUUGUUUUACUUUGUAUUUAUUUUUGAAGGGGCUUAUUCACGGAGGGGCUUAUUUUCGGAAUUUUACGGUAACUAAAACCCAACUGCCCCACCUCUCCCAGCCAAUUUCAUUGUUCAAGUUUUUUUUGUUGUCGUUGUUGUCAUUUUCGUUCCAAAAGAGACUUUCAGAAUAUUGGUAUAUGUCUAUUACUAUUUGUUAUUUUCAACAGACGAGUCCACGAAUGCAGAAAUGGCAGAGAGAAUCAAAGGUCUCUCGCUUCCCUAUCCUAUGAGGAAAACACCCUUCAUAUUUUCUGGAGACUUUCGAGCUGCUUUCUUUAUGAAUCCCCACCAGGCCCGUUUGUUUGCUUCAGGUGAACAUUUAAACGUCGAUUUGACAUUUACUGGGAAUAGCUACAUGCCAUACUUGAUUAAUGUAUUGACGUUUGACCUCGACACAUUGCAGUGUGAGUAUACGUAUAGCUACAUCUUCGGGUGUACAAGGCGCUAACCGCGCUUUUGCAUUGAAAUGACAAAACUAUUAUUCCGUUACUUUUUUAGUAGAUUGGAAUAAAGUUGUUGUUGUUGUUGCUGACAAGAAACGAUAGCUAACCAGAUACAUAUACGGCUGAUAUUCUCUUAGUUUGCAUACCGUUAUGACAAAAAAUAUAUUACCUUACACUCGAAUAAAAUAUACCCUGUAACAGGGUAAAUUCACCAUUUCACAUAGAUCAUAAUGCAUCUAGUUACCCUUCCCCCCCCCCAAUUUUGCAAGACCAUUGUUUUCAAUUUCUCCUGGGUAUUACAGUCCUCCCAAAUAAAAAUUGAAGACAAUGGGUAUGCAAAAUUUGGGGGGUAAACACGGUGCAUUCUGGCCUAUGUGAAAAAAGUGAAUGGUCAAGCGACAAAUGCAUAUAGGUAUAACUGUAAUGUUAGAAAUAUAAGCGUAAUUCAUUUCACGUUCUCUCUCUUCAUGCAGGGACUCCCGUAGCACGAUGUCUUUUAAACAAACAGAAUGGAGAACCCCAUGGGAAAGAUUUUAGUGAAAUUUUCUCCUCAGUCAACCAACAAUAUGAAUAUUUUAACAAUGGAGAAAGGAUCGAAGCGAUUACGGUUGAUUUUUCUGACGCCGAAGUUAACGGACUCGAAGAGCCCCUCGGAAAGGAUAUGACGAGUAAAAUUCUUCGUGGGUGCAAGGUGAACUUGAUUAGUUUCAUUGAAACCCAAAUCAACUUUGUUUUCCCUUCACCGGUCCCACACGCCCGAGAUAACGUGUAAACAUAAAAUUUAAUUUUAGACAUUCCAAACAUAUAUCAUUGCCACAACAAUGUUAAUGCAAAAAUAAAAUAAGUACAAAAUUGUGGUCAAUGUCCAACAAACAUAUAAUUAUGUUAUAUUAUUUUCGUUAGGCAAUUUUGAAGGACUAGGGUAUCUUCAGUUAGCUCCAUCAUAGUCGAAUCGUCUACUUCCAAUCAGAAGUUCACUAGUAUUUAUUAAUAAACAAAUGAAUUGUAUUUUUCCUCGGAGAAAGGAACGAAAAAAAAAAAAAAAAAAAGAACAAACAAACAAACCAAUUUUUUUUGGUUUUGUUUUGUUUUCAGGUACAUUGGUCACGUUCAUACAAGAGGGUAAGCCACCCUGUCUGCUCAAAUAAAGAUGAGAUAACAACCUUCCAGCACCUGGCGUAGAAAAUAGAAGAUGUAAAGAAGAAGGAAGAAGUUCUCCUGCUUUUCGACGUUUUGGCGGGUCAAAAGCACGUCAGCAGUGCGGCAGCUUUCAUAACUGAUAAAAAUUAAGAGAGGGAACACAAUUGAUAACUAAUUCCUCCUGGAAGAAAGCAAAGGCCUGGAAGGAAUGGUGGACCAGAGAGAGGCAUUUAUGUAAGCACUAAUUUUUUUCAUUGAUAUGCUAAAACAAAAAAAAUCUGUACACUUUCAUCUGUACACGCCAACAUCAAUGGAAAUUUUUAAUUAUCUUCACUUACUCUGUUGGAAAAGGCCAGAAAAGCUUCAUCUACAGACAGAGAAUGAGGAAAGGCGUCACAUUCUCUUUUAAAUCUAUUUUAGAGUUUAAAACAUUUCAAUUUCCUGUUUAUUAGGCAUGUUUACAACUGCUUUUACUCUCAUGGAUGAGGAGCAUGAUGGGAUCAUGCUACUGCAAAGACGAAAUCAAAAGUACGUAGUUAUUGCUAAAAUUAGUUACUUUUCAGUGCUAUUGGGAUUACUGUAAAGUUGAAUUCAGGAAUUAGAUGAAAGGGCCUUUACACAAGACAAGUCAAGAAAUUUAUUAUCUUAUUGUUGCUUACAACUUCUUGGCACGAAGUACUCAUGGACAAUAAACCUACCUGGAAAGCCGGGGAAUAUGACAUUGUCAUGAGGGGCUAAAUAAAAAUGGAUUGCUGCCAAUAACGAACAUUUUAUUCCAAGAAAACUAUUAGACAUGAAAUUUACUGUUAUGGAUAAGAUUGUAAGAUUUAGAAAAUCAGUAAAAAAAAAGCACACAGUGGCGUCUAAUGUGUCCUAAACUAAAUGAAAUCAAAGCUUUUUUUCAGGUCCACCAGACGCUUUAAAAACCAAGCGAAAAAAAAAAAAAAAAAAGAGAAGGAAAAAUUGUUUAUUUGGAUUUGUUAAUGUCAAUUAUAGUGAUCUAACGAGGGAAACUGGUUGUCCUUAUAUAAAACUAAAUUUAAGAACGUAUUGAGUGAGAAAGUAGCGAUGCAGACAUAUAAAUGGAAUUUCUUUACCAUCGAAAAUCAAGAAGUGGGAAAUUUGGGCAUGUCAGCUAAAAUAAUUGGGCUCCGCACCUAUGUCUAAAGUGCAUUGGAUAAUUUGUACACAAUUUCCCAUGCCAUGGAGUGCUUCUAAUCCAUUGCUCAGCAAUGUGUUACGAUGGAAAUAGAUAACUUUCGUUGUCUUAAAAUUUACUGGAGCUAUAACCGUGAGGGCACAAGGCAUAAUCUGCAGUUAGGCAUUCAUUUUUGUUAAUUCAUUUGAUGGUGGUUUGUGUGUUUUUCUUUUCAACAGACAACGGCUUGCUGAUAAAUAGACGAGUGAACGUAGAAACAGCUGUUGCCGACGGAACUGGGAGGGGGUGGUUCGUGGGAACUAUUAUAAAUUACAACAAGCAGACCAAGCAGUAUAAGAUUUCCUUCGAUGUUUUCGAUAGCACUCACAAUAUUGUUGUUCCGGGCGAUGAAAUUCCAUCGGAGGACAUUGAACUCUUGUAAAUCCCCUAUUUUUGUCCAGGCCUUGGUUCCUUAUAAAAGUUUGUUGUUAUAUAAGCAAAGUAUGGUUCUCUAGUGAAUAAAUAUUAAGUAAAUAAAUGAAAAACCCAAAAUUUAAAAAGAAUAUAUACUCAAAACAAUAUUAACCCUCUUCAGACUGGGCAUUUCUUGUUUCCUGCCACCGGGUUGAGGGGGGGGGGGGGGGACUCAUGCACUUUUUGCCCGUUCCACCAUUUACUAGUAAAUAGUGAACAAAUACUAGUAAAUGAAAAUCUCGCUAACAAGUCAAGCCUUUUUGGCCCGUUCCACCAUUUACUAGUAAAUAGAGUCAAGAUACUAGUAAAUGAAAAUCUCGCUAAAAGGUCAAACCUUUUUCGCCCAUUCCACAAUUUACUAGUAAAUGAGAAUUUCGCUAAAAAGUCACGACUUUUUCGUCCCUUCCACAAUUUACAAGUAAAUAGUGUGAAGAUACUAGUAAAUGAAAAUCUCGCUAAAAAGUCAUGCCCUUUUGGCCCGUUUUACCAUUUAUUGGUAAAUGUAAUUUAUAUACUAGUAAAGGAAAAUCUCGCUAAAAGGUCAAACCUUUUUCGCCCAUUCGCACAAUUUACUAGAAAAUGAAAAUCUCGCUAAUAAGUCAAGCCGUUUUGGCCCGUUCCACCAUUUACUAGUAAUUAGUGUCAAGAUACUAGUAAAUGAAAAUGUCGCUAAAUGGUCAAGCCUUUUUUGCCCAUUCCACCAUUUACUAGUAAAUAGUGUUAGGAUACUAAUAAAUGAGGACCUCCCCGUUUCACAAUUUACUAGUAAAUAGUGUGAAGAUACCAGUAAAUGAAAAUCUCGCUAAAAGGUCAAACCUUUUUGCCUAUCCACAAUUUAUAAUUACCAGUACAUAGUGUCAAGAUACUAGUAAAUGAAAAUCUCGCUAAGGUCAAACCUUUUUUGCCUAUUCCACAAUUUACUAGUACAUAGUGUCAAGAUACUAGUAAAUGAAAAUCUCGCUAAAAGGUCAAACCUUUUUCGCCCAUUCCACAAUUUACUAGUAAUUAGUAUCAAGAUACUAGUGAAUGAAAAUCUCGCUAAAAGGUCAAACCUGUUUUGCCCAUUCCACAAUUUACCAGUAAAUAGAGUCAAGAUACUAGUAAAUGAAAAUCUCGCUAAAAGGUCAAACCUUUUUCGCCCAUUCCACAAUUUACUAGUAAUUAGUAUCAAGAUACUAGUGAAUGAAAAUCUCGCUAAAAGGUCAAACCUGUUUUGCCCAUUCCACAAUUUACCAGUAAAUAGAGUCAAGAUACUAGUAAAUGAAAAUCUCGCUAAAAAGGUCAAACCUUUUUCGCCCAUUCCACCAUUUACUAGUAAAUAGAGUCAAGAUACUAGUAAAUGAAAAUCUCGCUAAAAGGUCAAACCUUUUUUUGCCUAUCCACAAUUUACCAGUACAUAGCGUCAAGAUACUAGUAAAUGAAAAUCUCGCUAAACGGUCAAACCUUUUUUCGCCCAUUCCACAAUUUACUGGUAAUUAGUAUCAAGAUACUAGUGAAUGAAAAUCUCGCUAAAAGGUCAAACCUGUUUUGCCCAUUCCACAAUUUACCAGUAAAUAGAGUCAAGAUACUAGUAAAUGAAAAUCUCGCUAAAAGGACAAACCUUUUUCGCCCAUUCCACCAUUUACUAGUAAAUAGAGUCAAGAUACUAGUAAAUGAAAAUCUCGCUAAAAGGUCAAACCUUUUUCGCCCAUUCCACAAUUUACUAGUACAUAGUGUCAAGAUACUAGUAAAUGAAAAUCUCGCUAAAAGGUCAAGCCUUUUCGCCCAUUCCACAAUUUACUAGCAAAUAGUGUGAAGAUACUAGUAAAUGAAAAUCUCGCUAAAAGGUCAAGCCUUUUUCGCCCAUUCCACCAUUUACUAGUAAUUAGUAUCAAGAUACUAGUAAAUGAAAAUGUCGCUAAAAGGUCAAACCUUUUUGCCUAUUCCACAAUUUACUAGUACAUAGUGUCAAGAUACCAGUAAAUGAAAAUCUCGCUAAAGGUCAAGCCCUUUUCGCCCGUUUUACCAUUUAUUAGUAAAUGUAAUUUAUAUACUAGUAAAUGAAAAUCUCGCUAAAAGGUCCAGCCUUUUUUGCCCAUUAAGAAAAUCAAUGAAAAAUAUUUUUUACUGUUAAAGAAUUUUGAAAGAAAAUUUUUUACUAGUACUAGUAAAGUUUUUUAAAAACUUAAAAAUAUGAAUUCCCGGUGGCUUUGAUUGCCGGCUAAAUUUCACAGUCAAAACAGUUGUCACGUUCAACUAGUAAAAGUCGGUUCGUAAACAAUCGUAGAAAGAAUGUUCAGCUAGUUUUUGUAACGAAUACGUUAAAUUUGAUCCUUCAAUUUACAUUGUUACUGAAGUAUAAACGUUUCUUAGCAAAAUUCUUGAAUAGAGGUUAUUUGAUUUGUUAAAUGACCAAAUAAAUAGAGGCAAGAAAACAGGUACAAGUCAUAAGCUUGUGGUAUCUCCUUCAGCGUCAACUCAUCGGGUAAGUGAAUCGGUAUACUAGAUUUUAAGUAGCACUUGAGAUUUUGAUAUGUUCUUGAUUUAGUACACAAUUAUAAGUCGCCACCCUAAAACUAAAUGGCCAAGGUUUCGUAAAACUUCAUCAUCGUUUUUUUCUCUGAGAAUAUAAAAAAAAAGAAAUAUAAAUUCGUGAACUCGUCAAUGAACUAAUUUUGUUUGAUUUUCCUGCUCGAUAUUUACCAUGAAGUCUUUGUUAAGUGGUAUGGUUGGUUGUUCUUUAGGCUAUUAAAUUAUUUUUAAGACAUGUAUAAUGUUUAGUUUUUUCGUACGUGAACGAUGAUAUUUUUGGUUCCCAACACCGAAUUCUACUAAUAGGCUUCCCUUUUUUUUGAGUUAAGAAUUAAGACGUUAAGAUUAAUUUUGCUAAGGCAUUGUCCUGCGAAAAACUCAUUUUAGAACGUUUUAACCCGUUCGCGAUCAAUGCAUUGGUUGUUCUUUUACCUUGGUAAAAAUCUUUGAUUCUUGGUUUCCAUGAGUCGUAAUCAAGAUUUUCAUCUAAAAAUCGUCAAUCCUUCUAAGAUUUUAGUUUCAGGUGAGAGCGUUUUAUCUUUCACCCUUUUAGAUGAGACAGUUUGUUUUGUGAUAGAGCACUUUUGAAAGGUACUAUGUAACGAGGAGUUGCUUUUUUAGGUCAAUUCUCUGCUGAAGACAUUUCCUAGUACCUUCACCCAUUCAGAAAAUGUGCCUGUAGGUCUAUGAAUACAAAUUUCAUCAGAGAGCACUAAUCGUAAUAAUCUUUCGUGGUGAAAUCUGAAGGCACAGCUGCGUUAAAACUUUGAAAACGGUGGUUGAUGUCUUGCAAAUUAUAAUUUUCACAAGUGCGACUAGCUCAGUUUGCAGAUUUUAAUAUGACAUUUUUUAUUUUGGUUUUCAGUUUCAAUUAAUACCAUUCUCUUGGCAAAGAAGAGUGAAAGAUGAAAAGCCUGUUUUUUAUCGUGGUUCUUAGUCUCCUGGCUGUGGGUUAUGCCAGGGACCAGGAAGCAGAACUUGCAAUCCGAGGUAUAAAGGUGAUCGUACUAAGAAGGGGUCCGAGGGCUACUCCCACGGUGAAAUUUUGAUGGUUAAGUGUUCGGAAAUGGCACGAAAUACUACUAACACUUUUUCUUUGAUAACUAACAGUAAUAUAAGUUUUAUACUUUUAGCUAUUUCAAUAUCCUGAGAGGAGGCUAAACAGUUCUAUUUUCACAUCGUCUCAUUCAAGGACUGGACAACGUUUUGACUUUUCAAGCUGCCUUGUCCCCGCCGCGUAUCGCCUUUCUCGCGUGGAGCGAUUUUCACGCGCGCUCGCGUUUCGCUCGCUCUACUAUCCCUGAGGAAAAAUGGGGACUACUCGUUUAUAUAAUCUACUCGUGAUCACUUUCUGGGGGAUAUUUGAGUUAAUAAGCCAUGAACUUCCUCCCGUAAGGAUCAGUUUACUGUUUUAAUUUCAAAAUUUGGUCAGUGAAGAAAAAAAGAGACAUAAAAAAAGAUUGUGUUCAUUAGAAACUUUGAUCGCCGGGAAUGAAGUGCCAAAAUGUCUCUGAGUAAUCAAUAAUUAAAAAGAGCUUCUGAAGUGGAAUGGUUCCGUCUCCUGAAAACGCUUUAAAAAUCGAAUAAAAAAUCUUGGCAGUAGGGAAACAUAAGGUACAACAACCCAAUCCGCCCCCCGGCCGACUCCUUCCCCCGGUCCACUCCUUUCCCCCCCCCAGCCUACCCGACUCCUUCCCCCCCCCCCCCCUUUCCCCCCUGGCCCACCCUCCCCCCAGCCCCUCCUUUUCCCCCAACCCACUCCUUCACCCCCCCGGCCUCCCCCGGCCCCUCCUGUCAAACUGUACGCGAAAGGGAUAAGACAUCAAUUUGUAUUUUAACAGGAAAUUCUUGUAAGAAUCAAGGAGGCAAGUGCGUCAAAGGUCAAUCCUGCCCAAACGGUUAUACAGCAUUGGGAUACUCCUGUGGGAAAGGGAAGAGGAACAAGAAAAAAACAUGCUGCUCAAGUGUGUAGUAAUAAUUAGCCUAAUAGUAUGUAAUAAUAAUUAGCCUAAUUUAAAUACUAUAUUAUAUUAGUAAUAAUUAGCCUGUGUAAUCAAAUAGCGACGAUUGAAAAUAGGAUGAAAUACACGCCGUUUUUUGUCCAACUUCUAAGAAUUUUUUUAGCCUUUAUAUACCUAUUCAUGUCAUGGGUAACAAAUUCAAGGCCUAAGUUUUGGCUUAAUGGCACUAUUCACUAACUUUUUCGAAAAAAUACCUGUUAGAAUUCUCGAUGCGCUGUUUCGUGUUUUUAGGUUUUCGAAAAAGAGUCUUUUAAAGGGCCCUGACAUCUUCACUCAUAACGGGUUUAAAACCUUGACGCCAUCUUGGCACUGAGACGUACUGAACGUCAUUGUAAUAGGGACCUUAAGAUCCGACGACGGCCACGGCAACGGAAACGCCACAAAAGCAAUAGGUUUAAUUAGCAAAACAACAAUUUUGCACGUGCAUCGCGCUUUUUUGUACAUUUCUUUGCCGUCACUGCACGACUAGGACGUGAAAAUGCCUCAUUUCACGAUGUACAGAGGAAGUACACAAUUGUAAGCGACGUCGAAAUUUCCUCUCUCUUUCUGAACUUGCGUAUGGUUCUUAGGAAUUCAUAUUUAGGAGGGUUCGCCUACAUUUGAAGUCUAUUUGACAAAGUUAGUUACUUGGAUUAAUCGCGAUGAAGAUUGAAAGAACGCGAUUUCACUUUUUCAGCGACGUUUUCUUUGCCGUCGCCGUCCUCGGAUCUUAAGGUCCCUAUUAUAGCAAUUUUGUACUCGGCUUCCGAUGUGAAAUUUUAUUUUCGCGCCAAAAUUAAGGAGUAAUUUGCCACCGAUGAUGUUGCCUUUUAUUUCCUUCAUUGUUUCCUUGAUUAAGACGCUUUUCAUUCCAAGUUUGAAGUUAUAAUAGAGUACAGUACACGUAUCACAAAUGAUAAGAAUACACAGAGCAGCAUAACGAAACUGGACCAUUAUUUUUGGAAUUCAAUUGGUGCGAAGACACGUUUUAGCUUUUAAAAAAGUUAGCAAUUAGGAUGGCAUAGUUUCUUAGCAAGAUAGUUAUAUGUUCGUGGGCGUACCUUGGCCUAGACCCAGACCUCGUUAUUGCACACCGGCCGAUUGAGACGUCAGCUAAAUGCAUUAACCGAGAGGGCCUGGAAAGACGCCGACAGGGACUAGGCAAAGCGUACGUAAUUAGUGUUUUGUAGCUAGACUUGAGACUUCCGGCCGCGCGGAAGGGCUGAGGUAAGCUUUCAGAAGACAUUUGAAAAGGUAUCGGAAGGACGGAGAACUAUGUAAGCCAACUGAUAUCCUUAUUUUCCAGCACAAUUCGCAGUAAUAUGUAAUGAAUUGAUAACUAUUCUAUCACAAGCAGUUUGAGCAGUUUCUCAGCUGCGAAAAAAGUGAAAAAUGCUUAUGACAAGGUUCGACGUUUUCCAAACUUUAUUUCAUUAGAAAGACUUACCACGAAAAUUAUGUUUUGUAUCUCGGUUUAGCUUGUCCACAGGGCUGGGUUGAAAACGGAAAUCAGUGCUACUUAGUACUCUCCGGAAAAAGGACGCAUUUGUGGGACUUUACCUAUGCAAGCAACUAG
This is a messenger RNA of Porites lobata, 15194 nucleotides long. The record is from the annotation of a GenBank genome assembly. Lineage: Eukaryota; Metazoa; Cnidaria; Anthozoa; Scleractinia; Poritidae.